Molecule: messenger RNA, 1594 nt
Organism: Porites evermanni
Lineage: Eukaryota; Metazoa; Cnidaria; Anthozoa; Scleractinia; Poritidae
Source: the annotation of a GenBank genome assembly
AUGCCGGAAAGAAUUAUGUGGUUAAGGCAGGAAUAUAAACCCGAGAAACAGCGCUUUGAAAAGCCAUUUGAACUGGAGAUCGACGAUGAUCAUGACGCUCGUAGAGUUGAUGGCAAAAAUCAAGGGUUUUCAAAAAAAUUGACCCUGAAACUCGAGCAAAGUUAUGCAGCUUUAGGGACAACGGUUUGGGACGGAAGCAUUGCUCUUGCUAAGAUGUUCGACAGUCGAGAAAUCUUUCCUGUAAAUUACCUUCAGAAAUGCAAGGUCCUUGAAUUGGGCGCUGGUUGUGGUCUGGUUGGAAUUUAUCUUUGUUUGUUGGGUGUUAAGAUGUCGGUACUAACAGAUCAGCAGUGUUGUAUUGAAACUCUUGAACACAACGUGGCUACGAAUAUCUCUGAAGUGUGCCGCAGUAAGAUCAAGGUCAUGGAAUAUUCUUGGGGUAACAGCACAUCGGAAUUGACAGUUGAUGGCUUGUUUGAUUUAGUGUUAGCUGCAGAAGUUCUUUACUCGCCAACAGACUCAAAGUUAUUAGCUCAAUGUAUUCCAAGGUUAACCCACAAGAAGUCAAAGAUUUUCAUAUCAAUGGGAAGGAAUCGUGGCGGAGAAAAAGUUUUUGUCAAGACAAUGAGCGAACAAGGAUAUCUUUGUGAGGAAGUAAGAAAUAUAGAGAAUGGUUGGUAGUUUGGAGCUAACCCCCCCCACCCCCCCCCCCCCCCCCCCCCCCCCCCCCCCCCCCCCCCCCCCCUCCCCCCACACCGCAGCGGCCCCAGAGGAAACACCAAUCCCACCCCUCUCCCAUACCUCCAACAAACCACACCCACACACAAACAAAAAAUUUUACCCCCCAAAGAAAUAAAAUUUAUACGCUCAAUGUUUCCCAGGGUUACCCCAAAAAAGAAAAAAAUUUUUAAUAAAAAUGGGAGGGAAGGGGGGGGAAAAAAAAUUUUUUUAAAAAAAAAGGGGAAAAAAGGUAUUUUUUUUGGGGGAAAAAAAAAAAAAGAAAAGGGGUGGUGUGUUCGGGCGCACCCCCCCCCCCCCCCCCCCCGCCCCCGGUUCCCUUGCUCUUGCUCAACUGAUGAAAAUGAGCCGGGGGAGAAGCAACAGUGCUGAAUUUAAGCCUUUAACUCCCACAUGUGACCUAAACCAUCUUUGAACAAAAAAAGUCAGAAUUUCAUUUCGUAAGAUGAACAAGAACAGUGAAAGUGUGCAAAAGUGGUGCUGAGGGAUUUCACCAAAAUUUAAUCAUUCACAGUUUAGUUCCAGAAAAUCUUCAUACUUCUUCCCCCGAAAGGAAAAUGGAAAUUCCUUGGGUGAAGGAGUGGGUCUCAAGAACUAAACAAGUUAAUGAAAUUUAUAACCCUUAACUGGAAUUUCCAGAGGGUGGGGGGUCUCAGAAAAAAUCUCUCAGAAGAGGUAUGGAUAUUUUCUAGUACAACACAGAAUAUGGAAAGAAUCUCUUUUGCAAUUUCAUAUACAUCUUUAUUAUUAUUUACCCAUCUUAAAAAUAUGGUUUUUGCAGGUCCCUAGGAGUCAACUUCAUCCAAAAUACCAGGAUGACAUCAUUAAGAUUCUUAAACUUUGUCUCGAAAGUUGA